Messenger RNA from Pimephales promelas (fathead minnow), 2532 nucleotides. RefSeq names its product enoyl-CoA hydratase domain containing 2 (gene echdc2). Gene Ontology annotation, cellular component: mitochondrion. Lineage: Eukaryota; Metazoa; Chordata; Actinopteri; Cypriniformes; Leuciscidae. The record is from RefSeq and is a predicted model, not a curated record. Gene Ontology annotation, biological process: fatty acid beta-oxidation. Gene Ontology annotation, molecular function: catalytic activity.
UCAGAAUUCCGAGUUACGCGCCUGAGAGUCAAGUCGUUUCAAUUUUCGCGUUAUGAGACUUUUAAAACGUGUAAAUAAACUCGAACAUUAAAUAUACGCUAUUAAACACAUUAGACUGUGACCUGGAAAAUGAGUCUCUCUGUAAGCGUCGAGGUGAAGAGGGUUGACAGUUUGUUUGAGGAAGUGAAGUGGAAAAAUACACAAGCAAACUUGACAGUGUUGACGGCGUUUCGCAAGGCAUGAAUCUCCCACACGGCUUAUUAUUAACAGCAACAGCUCCGGUUUAAUUCCGGGUUAUACGGUUUCAAUUCUGGUUUUGGGCCAACAAAGAUCGCUGUUACUAGCUAUCCACGAAAAGACCAUAUUUAUCAUGAGUGUAGUGCGCAGAGUUGCUAUGAGGGCUGGGGUGUUUCUCCCUCAGCCCAGCGUUCAGGUGAUGAUGGCAGCGCGCUGUGUGUUUGCAGGGCCGAUUAAGCGACUUUCCCCCCGGGUUAGUUUUACUCAGUCCCGCUCGUGGUGCUCUGAUGGGCCAGUUUCUGAUCGCAAUGAAGUCCGGCUGCAUUGGCUGGAUGGUGAAGACAACGGUAUAGUGGAAGUGCUGAUGUGUCGUGACAGAGCGCGGAACUCUCUGGGUCGCGUGUUUGUGAGUCAGAUGAGAGAGCUGGUGUCAUCGAUACAUCAUGACGCAGCAGUUCGUGUGGUGAUCUUUAGGAGUUUGAUACCCGGAGUCUUUUGUGCAGGAGCAGAUCUUAAAGAGAGAGCCAAGAUGAGUAAUCCUGAAGCAGAGCUGUUUGUUCAUGGCCUGCGAUCACUAAUGAGUGACAUCGCUGCGCUGCCCAUGCCAACCAUCGCGGCGGUGGACGGCUUUGCUCUCGGGGGCGGUUUGGAAUUGGCUCUGGCGUGUGACCUUCGCACUGCAGCACAUUCUGCGCAGAUGGGCCUGAUUGAAACUACAAGAGGAUUACUCCCAGGGGCUGGAGGCAGUCAAAGGUUGCCCCGGACGGUGGGCUUUGCCAUGGCAAAGGAGCUGAUUUUCACAGGACGCCGUGUCGGGGGUGAAAAGGCUGCAGAAUUGGGGCUGGUCAACCGCUCCGUGCCACAGAACCAGACAAGAGACGCGGCCCACAAAGAGGCUCUUAGUCUUGCACGAGAGAUCCUGCCUCAGGCCCCGAUUGCCGUGCGAAUGGCUAAAUUAGCGAUGAAUCGAGGCUCUGAGGUGGACAUCUCUUCAGGUAUGGCUAUUGAAGGAAUGUGUUACGCCAGGCUCAUUCCUACAAAGGACAGACAAGAGGGCAUGGCUGCGUUUAUAGAGAAGAGGCUACCAAGGUACACUGGAGAGUGAAAGUUUUAACAGUACAGUUCAAACAUAUUUUACAUUCAGUACAUUUUGUACAUCAAAAUUCUUUUGAAAUCACAAUGCUUAAGAAUAACCACCAAAAAAUGUUGUCUUGUGUUUCUGGAUAGAGAAAAUGCAUGAAAUAAAAUACUUUAAAAAGUAAUAAAAAAUUAAAUAAUUCAUUCUUAUAAAAAUAGCACCGAUAUUUAGAUUUUGACCGAUAACACUAUAUAUUUGAUAACUGAUAUAUUGUCUGAUAAAUCUAAAUGCAUUUUUUUUCAAAUAUUUUUUGAGAGCCUCAAAAGUCUCACAAUUAAAAUCCAUGUGACAAAUAUUAUCAUAAUUUUAUGUUGCCUAUAUGACAGCACAUGUUGCACUUGACGGUAUUUUCCUUCUUGUGGUCAUUUCAAUCAUAUUUCAAGUAAUUCAAAGCCAUCAUGGCAAACAGUGUGCAUCUAAAGGAGGAAAUAAUCCAUUAUGUAUCAGCUUUGAUAUAUACAUGUCAAAUUUUCUUCUCAGGGCGAUAUCAUUAAAAACUAACAUAUAUCGGCCAAUACCGAUAUAUUGUGCGUGCGUCCUUAAAAAAUACAAUAGUUUGUCAUUUUGAAGUUAGGACAUUGAAAUUGCAAUAUUUAUUUAAAUGCUUUACUUUGAGAAAUUCUUCAACAUGAACGUGUUAAUAAAGAUGGACAGCAGACUUAAGCAACAGAGGUUUUACAUUCUUUAUUCCCCAAACAUAAUUUUGCAUAAACGGAAAUCCGAGCGGCAGUAUAACACUAUAGCAUUCUCUGCUUUUGCAGCUCAAUCCUCACUCUGCGUGAGGAAGAUAACUGUAGUACAACACAGAACCAAAAUCCACAUACAUGAUGAGAUUCUCCACGCUCUGUCUGAAGAGUUCAAUGAACCCAGAGGUCAUUUGGUCCAUUUACACAGCGGCAGAUUAUAUUUAACCUCAAUAAUUGUUAGUGCCGCAACUUUAUCCAAAAACAGGCAGUGUUGUGAUGAAUUUCAGUGGUAUAAACCUAGCCAAAGUUGCCAAACACUCAACAAAAUGACAGUCCAAAUUAUAACAAGGACUUAUAUUGCAUGCCAUUUGCAAGAACAGCUGCAUGACACAACAAGAUUUUCUGGAACAAAGCAUAUUUGUUGGAGCAUCUCAUCAUUAUUCAUGGCCCAGUUGCGAAUAGAAAACCAAA